Messenger RNA from Aspergillus homomorphus CBS 101889, 1010 nucleotides. RefSeq lists its product as uncharacterized. Lineage: Eukaryota; Fungi; Ascomycota; Eurotiomycetes; Eurotiales; Aspergillaceae. The transcript has a single exon. The record is from RefSeq and is a predicted model, not a curated record. Bases 257 to 799 code for a protein of 180 amino acids.
AACGGUGGGCCAGUCAUCCCAACCUCCGCCAUAGAAGCUUAUCAAAGCUUCAUGUGUGAAAUUCACUCGAACUGGCUUCAUCGAAACGAGCCUCCAGAAUGUCUAUUUAUACCGAGCUGAGGGAAGAGAUGAUCUUUCGACUUCCGCCCUCGCACCCACUAAACAAGCGCCCCCCCCGUCCUGAUCACCAGCUGCAUCUUCACAUCAUUGAAGGUCCAUCUAUCCAGACAGCCAUCUUUUCGCAGCUAUCGACAAGAUGCAACAGCCAACCACAAUCAAGAGCGAGGGCGAGCCUGAGUACGGUAUCUCAACCUGCGAGCCACACCCACCGCACCACCCUGCGAACCCUCCCUCCCCUCCACAGCAGAGCGCACAGACACCAGCGCAUCGCUUCCCGCUGAGCUACCGCAAGAAAGAUGACCAGUUCGAGUGCACGGUGACGAUCGACGGACGAGUAUGCCGACGGCGCUUCUCUAGCGAACGCUCCCUCCGGGCCCACCACCGCGGACUGCACGACAAGACCACGGAUCCGUGCCCGUUCUGUGGGCAGCGGUUUUUCGGGCAGUUCUCGCAGAAUCUGCAUCUGCGCACGGCACACGGGUACAAAGAGUUUGGGGUGGAUGGCUAUGGCAAGGGGGAGGUCGACGAGGAGAUGAAGCUUUUGCGAGAGGUCUCGCACGGUCAUGGAUUCACAGAUGUGUUGGCUCGCAGCGGAUUUGUUCAGACACAGACGCCAGAGGCCCAGCAGGCAAACUAUACUUUGUGGGUGAUGCGGCAUGAUCUGGGUCUACAGAGAUGAAAAUCAACAAGGAGAUGUGUAUCUGUAUGACGAGUAAUGAAGAUCACCACCGUACCCCAAGGAAGAGAAGAUAUCCGUACCACACUCUAUCGAGGAUAGUAUGAACGUUUGCCACAGUUACAUACAAAAUAGCCUAAAGAUCUCUACCAGACUCCGUCGACGGAUGGUAUUGUAUUUCUCUACCACAGUACAUGAACAAGAUAGCCUGAAG